UGCACCUCACCGGAUCGACAUAAAAACGACCUUCUUUGAUCUCGAAACGACGGGUUUUUCACUUUCCUUAGCUAGCACGUCGAAGCAAAGCUUUGAUUCUAAAUUUCGAUCACGGUCACGGACAGUGAGAGGAUACCGGUGGCACGUUGACUAAUAAGCCGAUUGGUAUUUUAUAGAAAGCCAGCAUUAGUCGCCGCAAACAAUUAACAAAAUGAUGAUCGACGUCAAAUCUUCAGCGAGAAGAGUCGAGGUCGAUAAUCGAAUUCCUCUUCGGUUUUACUAUCGAAUCGCCGAUAAUCUCCUCAAACAGGCUACUAUAUAUCAGGAGGAGAAGAAUAUUGUAGAUUUGUAUAUAAUUCUGCUUAGAUAUUCAAGUUUGUUAUCAGAAACGAUACCAUUUCAUCGGGAUUACCAGGCGAUACUUCCUAAAGAAAGAGCUACUUACCGGAAGAGAUUGAUUGCCGUGCUAGAUGAGCUUGAGUCUUUGAAGCCUGAAUUUCAGCGUCAAGUGGAUGUACUUAAUAGAGCCCAUGAAACAGCUCAAUUGGUUGAACUUAAUAGCACAGACAGGACUUCAUAUGGUGCAGCAACGUCGUCUUUGGAAUGGCCUGUUGUCAAUAAAAAAUCUCAUUUGAGCAUGGAUCCACAGCAGCUGCAGCCUUCUGGCAUGGCAAUUAAAUCUUCAUGGGGGAAGAGUAGUGAUCAUACCCAAGUUUUAUCAUCAAGUUCUAUGCUACUAGACAAGCAGUUCCAGAGACUAUCUGUUAAUCUGCCCCUUCCAAACAAAGAAACUUUGUCUAGACACUCAUUCUUAGGUCCAAAUGGUCUUCGAGGUCAAUGGCUUGGUCCUAGUUCUGGGAUAAAGGUUCAAUAUCCAAGCAGCACUGACCUCACCCCAAAUGAAGAUGCAAGCCUGAAUCAGGCUGGCCAUUAUGAUGUGGUUCCAUUAGAGGCUGGUGAUUCUGGAGGGGCUGUAUCUACUAUGGAGUCGGUUCUUUCCUUAGAUGAUGGUAGAUGGUCAAAACCUGCUGAGGAUUUGUGUCCUCCAAUGGUUCACAAAGCAAAGGAAGAUCCUUUCCAGUUUGUAAGCAUCAAGCAACCUCCUCCUCCUCCUGUUCUUGCUCAAGUGCAGCAGGAAUUUGCUCCAAUUUCUCCAUCUAAAGUUGCUGAUCCAAGACCUGGUCCAGCAAAGCCUUCUCAGGAUGGAACCUUGAACUCUAGUUCAUAUCAACAUUUACAUGUUCCAGUAAACUUGAUGCAAGAUUUCUUGAGAUUGGCUCGGGCAAAUACCGAAAAAAAUCUAGAAACCUGUGGCAUUCUCGCUGGUUCCCUCAAAAACAGGGUUUUCCAAAUCACUACACUCAUUAUCCCAAAACAGGAGUCGACAUCUGAUUCGUGUCAGGCGUUGAAUGAAGAAGAAAUUUUUGAAGUCCAAGACAGACUAUCUCUUUUUCCUCUUGGUUGGAUUCAUACACACCCAUCUCAGACCUGUUUCAUGUCGUCAGUAGAUCUUCACACUCAUUACUCUUAUCAGAUUAUGUUGCCUGAAGCUGUUGCUAUCGUCAUGGCCCCAAAUGAUACAUCAAGUCCACAUGGCAUAUUUCAUCUCUCUGACCCGGGAGGUGUGUCUGUGUUACGCAACUGCCAGCAGCGGGGUUUUCAUCCCCAUGAAGAGCCUUCAGAUGGAACCUCUAUCUAUGAGCACUGUUCUCAUGUCUUCUUGAAUGCCAAAUUAAGAUUCGAUGUUGUUGAUCUUCGGUAAGCUUGCUUGCACAUCCCUGACAUAAUCCAAGUAUUUAAGUAAAUAUAUUAAACCAAAACAUGUAAACAGAAUAUUUAUUUUCUGCUGAUAGUAUUGUUGUAAAUUCAACUCUUUUCCUGAGUAAAUAUUUGUUAGAAGUAGCGGCAAAGUUUUUUAACAAUUGAGAUUAUCGUCACACUUCAUUAAGAUGUACUGGUAAUUGUAAACACUUCACUAAAGAGACAAAUUAUGUGUGAUUUGAAACUAUGUUUUCAUAUUGUAGAAUGGGUUGUGUAAGUAUGUAAAUGACAAAGUGCUCAAAAUGUUUCAUGGAAGUUUGUUUCCAUUUC
This is a messenger RNA of Mangifera indica (mango), 2091 nucleotides long. RefSeq names its product AMSH-like ubiquitin thioesterase 3. Gene Ontology annotation, biological process: protein K48-linked deubiquitination; protein K63-linked deubiquitination. The transcript has 14 exons. The record is from RefSeq and is a predicted model, not a curated record. Lineage: Eukaryota; Viridiplantae; Streptophyta; Magnoliopsida; Sapindales; Anacardiaceae. The coding region runs from base 212 to 1762 and encodes 516 amino acids. Gene Ontology annotation, cellular component: membrane; endosome. Gene Ontology annotation, molecular function: metal-dependent deubiquitinase activity; K63-linked deubiquitinase activity; protein binding.